AUGCCAAUUCCGACUGAAGUUGCGUAUGCGGAUUACGACGCCGGAAAGAUCACUCGUGCCGAACUGGAGUCUUAUCAGGACAGGGCGGCAAAAGACUCGGUGUCGAGGAUGGAACAGGCUGGCGAAAUGUUUGUCACUGAUGGAGAGCAGAGAGCGAGUUCAUUUGCUACCUACCCUCUGGUAGAGCCUAGCGGACAACCUGGCAGGAGAUGGACAAUACUUUACAGCUCCCUCGCCUUGUCAAAGGCCCUUUCAAGUGAGAUUGAUAAUACGCUAUUUCCAAUUUCCAAGCCAGAAAUUGCAGCUCAUAAUAGAUCACCUAGAUACAAAACGUACGCAUUUGACAAUUUCAAAAAGUCCAAGGGCUACGCGAAAAAAGGCGCGAUGAAACAAGCUGUCAUUUCUCCCAGCAUGCUCUAUUUACUGUAUCCUUUGAACGGGGAGGUGGAAGGGUAUCCGAAAGAGCGGUUUGUUCACGAUCUCGUCAACGAGUGUGAGAAAGAUAUUCGCGGAUGUUUCGAGGCUGGGGCCAAACACCGUUUCACAGCAGAAGAACGUCGAAAUAUCGGCAUCCACACUUGCCCCGGUGGAGACUGCGACUCUGUGCAUUCAUACGAUGUCGCCUACCAUAAACUGUUCCCAUCUCUAUUCAGAAUCAAUGCUGGAUACUUUUUGAUCCAGCUGGCUUCGGAAAAAGAUAAAGAAGGGGUAUACAAAUUGAUUGGAGAGAAUAUUAGGAAAGAUGCCAAAGGCGUUAAGCAGGUUGCGUUCAUCGGAGUCGUGAACACACUGGAUCCAUCCAUUGAGUCGCCAGAGGAUAUCGCUGAGGCACUGAUCACUGCAAGCAAGUAUAUCCCUCUGGACCAGCUUGGCGCAACAGACGACUGCGGAUUCUCUCCGUUUUCAAUAGACCAGAAACCAAAAUAUGGAAGCCCUGACUUUGCGCGAGACGUCGCCUUCAAGAAGAUUGCCAACAGGGUCCAAGGUGCUCGGUUAGCGAGUGCAAAGCUGGGGAUCUAG
Messenger RNA from Rasamsonia emersonii CBS 393.64, 1020 nucleotides. RefSeq lists its product as uncharacterized. The record is from RefSeq and is a predicted model, not a curated record. The transcript is spliced from 9 exons. The coding region runs from base 1 to 1020 and encodes 339 amino acids. NCBI's taxonomy places the organism in Eukaryota, Fungi, Ascomycota, Eurotiomycetes, Eurotiales, Trichocomaceae.